Molecule: messenger RNA, 856 nt
Organism: Cyprinus carpio (common carp)
Lineage: Eukaryota; Metazoa; Chordata; Actinopteri; Cypriniformes; Cyprinidae
Product: testis-expressed protein 264-like
Exons: 3
Coding region: 258-761 (167 amino acids)
Source: RefSeq, a predicted model, not a curated record
GGUCAUACUGCCCAUUUUUCACUACUAGGGUUGUUGCAAGUCCUACUUUUUUAAAGAAUUGACAAAGGGGACCCUGCCAAUCCGGUGAACCUCUCCUUCAAGAUAACACAUGCAAAUUUUAGCUUUCCUUUUUUGUUUCCUGCCAGGGGAUUUUCGGCCAGACCUGUAAUGAAAUUUAGGAGCAGUCGACUGUGAGUUUGGAGUCUCAGGAGCUCGGAGGAGCUUAUAGGAGGACCAGAACCAUUUAGCUUAAGGAAAUGGCUUUGACAAAAGACCGAACACAGGGACGUCUUUCUCGGGAAAGGAAGUUGUGUGCACAUCCAUUUCUAGAGAUCUACCGAGGGGGAAUGAUCCACUAUAUGAGUCCGCUGGCUCGGCAGGGUGAUUUCUAUGUUCCUGAAGUUAGAGAGGCCCAAAGACGGUUAUUGGGAAAAGAGUCUGAAGAGGACAGGAGGACAGACAUCACAGGUGCUGACUCCCACAGCGAGCGCAGUUCCGUGAGCUGCCUGCCCCCCUCGGAAAGCCGGGACACCUCACCUGCCCCGCCCACCAUGCAGAUGCACUCAAACAGAGAUGGAGAUCAACACUGGGACUUUGACCAUGUGGAGAGAAGCGACACCUCCAGCGUUUCUUCCUUCGAGGAGCUGGAUCUCAACUCAGAGAGGACGGACAGGUGUGCCCACACCCCUCCACCAAUCACAGGAAGCGGCAAAAACAACCUGCAGGGGCAAGACAGAGACAUGACGAACGAGGAAGAGUGAGAGAGUGGAAUUUUUGGUUUUAAAGGGAUGGUCCACCAAAAUAAUUGUGCAAAUAACCAAAUAGCUUUUUAGCACAAUCCUUACAUACUCUUGCC